UAAUUAUUACGUAAUUCUCGAUUGUGUUUAAUUGGUUGUUUACUAACUGAACAUGUAGUGAUAUUUCUAAGUCAAACAAAAUGGAGAACGACGUGUAUGAUUUGUGUGUAGUUGGAGCUGGAAUGAUAGGGUCUGCAGUAGCUAAAUAUGCAUCAGAAUGGGGUCGCGUUUGUUUAGUUGGACCAGAAGAACCAGAGGAAAGAGAUGUCAAUUGUAAGAGAGACAUAUUUGGAUGUCACUAUGAUGAGGGAAGAAUUGCGAGAUGUUUAGCUCAUGACCCUAUCUGGACACAGUUGGCACGUAUCUCUAUGUCAAGGUACAGACAAAUAGAAAGUGAUUCAGGGAUUGGCUUUUAUGAUGAAGUUGGCUCAUUAGUAGCUGGAGGAAAGGAUACAAAAUAUAUGAUGGACAAUGAAAAGGUGUCAAAGGAACAACAGCUGGAAAUCGAGAUACUGUCAUACGAGACACUCAAAACGAAGUUUCCACUUUUAAAUUUCUCUGAUAUAGAUCAUGGAAUAUAUGAAGUAAAGGCCGGACAUAUCAGUGCAAGAAAUUUGGUCAGUGCUCAAAUUAAGCUGGCUAAAUCCAAGGGUUGUGCAUGCAUCCAUGAAAUUGUUGAAAACGUUACCCAGAUGGAAAAAGAUGGGAAUAGCAAUAUGUGUGUAUUAACAGAAUCAGGCAAACAAGUCUUAACCAGAAAGGUACUAUUAGCAACUGGUGCAUUUACAGCUUUCAGAAAUCUACUUCCUGUAGACCAUGAAUUGGACGUAGGGUUAUGUCCACUUACCACUGCUAUGAUUGAAGUUACAGCUGAUGAUUUCACAAAUAUGAGAAAAUAUCCUACUUUAAUAUAUUUCGGGAAAGGAGCCGAUAAUUGGAAGAAGGAUUACCCUCGCUCAAAAGAUGGUGAAUAUAGCUGGUAUAUGUUGCCGCCAAUUAAAUAUCCAGAUGACAAAACAUCAUCUGGAUGGUAUCAAACAGCAGCUGUUCUGACCCAGUUUGAUAGCGCGCGUCAAACACGCGGGUUUGAUAUUCCUAUUAAUCCAUGGCAUGGGAAGUACUACAUAAAGCUAGGACAUCUACAGCAUGCUACCACUAAACGUUUUACCAGCAGCUGUGAAGUAAAAGAAUGGUAUUGUAGUGGUGGAGACACAAAACUCGUAAAUGAUACAGUUGAUCUUUUCAAGUCUGUCGUACAAGACGUUAAUCCGAUCUCCUACCAUGGUGAUAGCUGUGUUAUAACUACAACCCCAACCAAACGACUGUACAUAGAUACUCUACAUCAUCAGCUAGGUGUCGCUGUCGGUGGGAAUGCGUAUGCAGCAAAAUCCAGUGACGAGAUAGGCAGGAUAGCUGCUGUAAUGAUGAUGAAAAACGAAUGGGAUUCAUCAUUAGAAAAGACAGAUUUUAAUUUAAAAAUGAAAGAAAAGCCGUCAAACUAACAGUUUACAUCUGCAACUGUUACCUAGCUAAUUUCUGUAAAGGACUUAACCAAGUUAGAAAUAUGACAGUUGUUUUACAUUCGUUUGAUGUGUUUGAGGAUUUGAUUUUGCCAUUUGAUAAAGGACUUUCCGUUUUUGAAUUUUCCUUGGA
Molecule: messenger RNA, 1593 nt
Organism: Mytilus californianus (California mussel)
Lineage: Eukaryota; Metazoa; Mollusca; Bivalvia; Mytilida; Mytilidae
Product: N-methyl-L-tryptophan oxidase-like
Exons: 7
Coding region: 81-1442 (453 amino acids)
Molecular function (GO): sarcosine oxidase activity; flavin adenine dinucleotide binding
Source: RefSeq, a predicted model, not a curated record